Pipistrellus nathusii (Nathusius's pipistrelle) is the source of this 1527-nucleotide messenger RNA. The record is from the annotation of a GenBank genome assembly. Lineage: Eukaryota; Metazoa; Chordata; Mammalia; Chiroptera; Vespertilionidae.
AUGGCUACUGAUUGGCUGGGCAGUAUUGUGUCCAUCAACUGUGGAGAUAGCUUGGGUGUUUAUCAGGGAAGAGUCUCAGCAGUUGAUCAGGUCAGCCAGACCAUUUCUCUCACUCGACCUUUCCACAAUGGAGUGAAGUGCCUUGUGCCUGAAGUCACCUUCAGGGCAGGUGACAUUAUGGAAUUAAGAAUUCUGGAGAUACCAGGUCCUGGAGAAAACCAACAUUUUGGAGACCUUCAUCAAACAGAAUUAGGCCCUUCUGGUAUUGGGUACCAAGUGGGUAUCAAUCAGAAUGGCACGGGCAGGUUGGUCAAGAAGCCAACCUCUUCCAGCAGUGCCCCUCAAAACAUCCCUAAGAGGACAGAUGUGAAGAGCCAGGAUGCUGCCGUUUCCCCACAGCAGCAGCAGUGUUCCAAGAGCUAUGUGGACAGGCACAUGGAGCCUUUGAGUCAGUCCAAAAGUUUCCGUCGCCGGCACAACUCUUGGUCAUCUAGUAGCAGGCACCCAAACCAGGCAACUCCAAAGAAAAGUGGUUUAAAGAAUGGCCAAAUGAAGAAUAAAGAUGACGAGUGCUUUGGAGAUGAUAUUGAAGAGAUCCCAGACACAGAUUUUGAUUUUGAAGGGAACCUAGCCCUAUUUGACAAGGCAGCUGUGUUUGAGGAGAUUGAUACAUAUGAGAGGAGAAGCGGUACCCGUUCCAGGGGUAUUCCAAAUGAAAGGCCUGCUCGGUACCGCCACGAUGAGAACAUCCUGGAGUCAGAGCCCAUAGUGUACCGACGGAUCACAGUGCCCCACAAUGUGAGCAAGGAGUUCUGCACAGACUCUGGCUUGGUUGUCCCAAGUGUUUCCUAUGAGCUACAUAAAAAGCUGUUGUCUGUGGCUGAAAAGCACGGGUUGACUCUGGAGCGGAGACUGGAGAUGACAGGCGUGUGUGCCAGUCAGAUGGCACUGACUCUACUCGGAGGACCCAACAGGUUGAAUCCCAAAAAUGUUCACCAGAGGCCUACAGUGGCUUUGCUAUGUGGGCCCCAUGUGAAGGGGGCUCAGGGUAUCAGCUGUGGAAGGCACCUAGCCAACCAUGAUGUCCAGGUGAUCCUCUUCCUGCCCAACUUUGUCAAGAUGCUCGAGUCCAUCACCAAUGAGCUGUCUCUCUUCAGCAAGACCCAAGGCCUACAAGUGUCUAGUCUCAAAGAUCUGCCCACUAGUCCCGUGGACCUGGUGAUCAACUGUCUGGAUUGUCCUGAGAACGCCUUCUUGCGGGAUCAGCCCUGGUACAAGGCAGCUGUGGCUUGGGCCAACCAGAACCGGGCACCAGUACUCAGCAUAGAUCCUCCAGUGCAUGAAGUCGAACAGGGCAUUGAUGCCAAGUGGUCACUGGCUCUGGGCCUGCCUCUCCCACUGGGAGAGCAUGCGGGCCGUGUCUAUUUGUGUGACAUUGGCAUUCCCCAGCAGGUAUUCCAAGAGGUGGGGAUCAACUACCACUCACCCUUUGGCUGCAAGUUUGUAAUCCCACUACACUCUGCCUAG